Manis pentadactyla (Chinese pangolin) is the source of this 1523-nucleotide messenger RNA. RefSeq names its product C-X-C motif chemokine ligand 8 (gene CXCL8). The transcript is spliced from 4 exons. The coding region runs from base 93 to 398 and encodes 101 amino acids. The record is from RefSeq and is a predicted model, not a curated record. Gene Ontology annotation, molecular function: chemokine activity; CXCR chemokine receptor binding. Gene Ontology annotation, cellular component: extracellular region. Gene Ontology annotation, biological process: neutrophil chemotaxis; antimicrobial humoral immune response mediated by antimicrobial peptide; cellular response to lipopolysaccharide. NCBI's taxonomy places the organism in Eukaryota, Metazoa, Chordata, Mammalia, Pholidota, Manidae.
CCAUCUGACACGAGUCCUUGAGGACAGCAGAGCUCACAAGGGUCUAGGACAAGAGCCAGUAAGAAACCAGAGAGAAAAUACUUCUUGAAAACAUGACUUCCAAGCUGGCUGUUGCUCUUUUGGCAGCUUUCCUGCUUUCUGCAGCUGUGUGUGAAGCUGCAGUUCUGUCCAGGAUCAGCACAGAACUUCGAUGCCAGUGCAUAAACACACACUCCACGCCUUUCCACCCCAAAUAUAUCAAAGAACUGAGAGUGAUUGAGAGUGGGCCACACUGCGACCAUUCAGAAAUCAUCGUUAAACUUGUCAGUGGAGUAGAGGUCUGCCUGGACCCCAAGGAGAAGUGGGUGCAGAAGGUUGUACAGAUAUUUUUGAAGAGAGCAGAGCAACAAAAUUCAUGAAGAAGAAAAUAACGUAUUCUCCAUGGUUUCCAAGAAUUCCUCAGUAAAGAUGUCAAUGAAACUUGAAACAAAUCUUCAGCUCUUCAUGUACUGUGGGGGGCCUGGUGUAGGGUUACCAGAUAAAAUUCAGGAUGCUCAGUUAGAUUUGAAUAAUAAGCAAAACAAUGAAUAGUUUUUUCAGUGUCCCAUGAACAUUGUCCCAUGCAAGUCCAGGACACAUAUAUUAAGAAACUAUUCAUCUGUUACCAUAAAUUCAAAUUUAUCUGGAAAUCUGUAGUUUUUUGUUGUUGUUAAAUCUUACAACCUUAGUCUGCCAGCCAGGAAGCCUACACCCCUGUCAACUGUACCUCAGCUUCUCCUUUAUUCCUAAACUGGAGAGAAAGUGUGAGCCACCAUCCUACUUUGCAGAGAUGUGAGGUCAUGUGGAAGCACAUUAACCUUUUUUCAUGGUCAUACACAUUAUUUUCAAGUGUAACUUAUUCAUCUAUUUAUUAUUUAUGUAUUUAUUUAAGCUUUGAAUGUAAGACUGUACAUGAAUUUGCAAAAAUGAGAAAGGAGCAUUAUUGAUAGAAUUGUGUAAUGAUGGUAGUGAAUUGAUAUUUAUUUUAGAUAUUAGAUGGUGUUACAUUACAAAACAAUUUUGAUCAAAGCUUUUAUUCUUUGAUCGGGUUACCAGAUUUAGCAAAAUGAAAAAACAAACAGGAUACCCAGUUAAUUUUCAUUUCAGAUAAACAAAUGACUGACUGUUCAGUAUAAGUAUAACAUUAUUUAUCUGAAAUUUUAAUGGAACUGACAGUCCUACUUCAAUAGACCCUACCCUGUCUGUCACUGCCAAGCCUUGGCAGGCAACUGCUGUGCUAGACCACCAGAAUCCGUGGGUAGGACUACCUUUCUCAAAGUAGCAAACUCACCAAAAAAUGUUAACAAGUAAUUUCUUGCUGGUUAUUUAUAUGUGUAAAUAGAUUUAUAUGUACAAAUAGAUCCUCAUAAUUUUAUUUAAAUUAUUUUUUUUUAACAUUGACUUUUUUUAUGUCUUCACAAAGAGCUUUAUUUUACUGUUUUUGAUAGUAUGGAAAUAGAAAUUUAACUAUAAGACGUUUAAAAUAAACUUUAUUGUCAAAGUCA